Molecule: messenger RNA, 5436 nt
Organism: Schistosoma guineensis
Lineage: Eukaryota; Metazoa; Platyhelminthes; Trematoda; Strigeidida; Schistosomatidae
Source: the annotation of a GenBank genome assembly
ACAUUUGUGGCGGGGUUUGUGAGGUUGUCUUCUUAUUGACGAACGCUGGUAGUGUGGAACCUGGUACAAAUGCGUAUUUGUUAAAGUUGUCCUACUUCAUAUAACAGCGGUAAAAGAAAAGUGAAAGGAUAUAAAAGUGUAAAAACAAUUGUUUCAAAGUCUUUGGAUUACUUUCACCUAUUGAACAAGUACGUGUACAUUUUUAUGUUCUGUGUGGAAUUCAAUAGCUAGACCCUUUGGAUAUGUUCUCUGCAGGAAUAAAAAGGUUACAAAAACUUUAUAAACUUAUGUAAUCGUCCAAAGGUGUAUUCAAAGGGCUCUUUAUUGUAAUGAAUGUUACCCAUACAUUAAUCCCAUUGUAUACAAAAUGACUACUGAAUCUUCAGAACAAAAUAUUACCAAUUUUAUUCAACCAGUUUCAAUCCCUGAACAUAUGACGAUGGACAUAACAAAUGCUUUCUUUUCUGCUUGUCGAAUCGGACUAAAACCUGGGGAACUAUUACACCCUUGUUGGUUUGACUUGAAGUAUUCCAUGUCAGCUAUCGAGAUUAUGGACCCUAAAAUGGAUGCUCUAGUUCAAGGAAACCGGAAAGUUCUGACUGUAUGUGAGGCGUUAUCUAGUGAGCAGUUACCUUUGGGGCCUUUUUCGUCACUUUACGAGCUUUUGGGUAUCACAGAUGAACUUUUAGCUGCUUGCGUCAAUUGGCUGACGGGCGAUUCUCUUGCGCAAAGUAUAUUUAUUUGCAUGUAUAUGCACUGCACUCAGUUAAUUAGAGAUAAAUAUCUUGCUGCAUUUUGUGAGUUAUUACGACGAUCAAUCUAUCAGUUGCGUCAUAUAAUAAUCUGUGCGAAUGUCUUUGACGAAGAGGAUCAUUACAAGUUCACACAUGGUAUGCCAGUUCAUGAACCCUCAAAUAUUUUUGAUGGUUGCAGUGGCUUUCGUAAUGACUGUCUGCAUAAAUUGUCAGUGUCAGAAUUAAUAGCUCAUGUAAAUGAUUUGAAUAGAAAUCUUGAAAAUGAAUCUACCAUGUUUGCGGAUCGUGAGGAAAAACUACUUAUGGGAUUACACAGUCGUCUACAGUUUGUUCAAGUGUUGUUACUGUUCACAAAUUCAAUCUUUGAGUGUAUAAAUCCAACUCGAGUCUAUUUUGGGCAAGAUCUAUUUGAAGGAUAUACGCAUGCAGAUCUCGAUUUUUCUGAAAAAAAUCCAUCACCUCCUAAACUGUAUGAAGCUAAAAAUAACACCGAAUUUCUAUGGGACUCCUUCAUAGAUAUUUGUAGGAAAGUGUCCCAGCAUUUAAGUAGUCUGAAAUCACUGAGUGAUGCAUUAGUAGAAACUUCAAAUAUUGGAAAAAUGGCUGGUGAAGGAAAGUUUAGACCAAAGGACGCUGCAUAUGGUCUUCCAGGUUUUGAAGUUUUCUUGAAUCAAACCAAUGUACCUACAUAUAUGCCCAAAGUGGUAAAUAUUCACGAUCGUCACAAAUCAUUUGUUUAUUUUUCAAGUCUCUUUACAAGACUCAAUCAUAUUCUAUGUACAUACGAAAAUUUUGCCUUAUGGAAUGUUUUACAUCCUGAACCCCUGCGCCUUCAUAGUUUAUGGACAUUUAUUCAGAAAUCUGGUCAGAUAUCUUGUCCUUAUGUCAAAGCUCUUUUGUUUCCUGACGACUCUAGCGAAGUAAAUGAACCCAUGUUAACUACUUGUGUUUUAUCAAAGACAAUUAUAUACAUGUUUCAUUCCACUCUUAUGGGGCAAGGAGAUGCUAUUGAGCUUCAACCUCCGUUUCUCUCUCCAGUGCAUUUCCUAAAUUCAUGGCAGGAGUUAGAGCCUACUGCGUAUCGCCCACUGAUUAAAAAUAUCAUUGAUAAUAUUCCUGAACUGAUGAGUUUUUUCACUACACUUUCAAAUCAUUUCGCCCAUAUCUCUUAUAUUUACUGUCUUAACCGUUCACGCCAGCGUCCCGCUCUUGGUUUAUGGUUGGAUGAUCUUCCAAAUUUGCUUGACGAGUGUGCAAACGCCGAGUUUGUCAUUGGUGUUGAACUUAGAAAUAAACUGGCAAAUAAAACAACUGAGUGUUUUGAAUCUGUAGGAAAAUUUGAAGUUUUAUCGACGCAAAAGGCUGUUGUACCUGUUCAAAUCAAUCUGUCUUGUUUUGUAACUUAUGUGUAUUAUUACUUAGCAUGGGAUUAUAUUGUCUCUGGGUUUCAACUAGACUUGUAUUCUCCAAGUGAAUGGUUGUCUAUUUACGCUUUUAUGAUACACUUAUUCCAGAAUUUAGCUUCUUUGCUCAGGAGUUUAUCGGAAAACUGCAUCGUUUCAGGAUCUGAAGGACAACCUACUUUAGAAAAUCAAUCCGCUGAUAGUAAAGAUCUAAAUGAACAAGUUGAUAAGUGUGAUUCUGUGAAUGAUGUUGAGAGGCUUGUCAAUCGUCAAAGUAAAAAGAAGAAGAAACAUCGAGAAAAAUGCAAUGUAUCUGGUGUACAUAGUAAGGGCAUAGAAAUGUCGAAUACCACGAAUUUUAACAGCGUUGUUAAACCAAUUUCACCUAUGAUACAUGAAAUAGGUUCGACUUUUGAGGUAAGACAUUUUAUCGUUAAUCUACUUUAGUCACCUGUUUAGUUCUCAGGAGACUUUAGUGUUCAAACUGCUUUUGAUUUGAACGUUUCACGUGUAAAUUGUUUGAUUCAUUAAUAGUAGUAUUACAAUACUUUUGAGAUAUACGAUUCUAACUGACUAUAACAACUUUAGUAAAGCGAUCCAUGCGUUCAUACAGUAAUUGAAGGAACGUUAUUAUCUGCAUGUCAUUCUUAAUUGUGAAGUAUCAAAGUAAUGUGUGCUUAAUAUUUGCUGAAUACCUUUGGGGUUAAAUCAUUGAAUUAGUCAUAAAUUCGGUAAAUAUUCCUUAAUGGUUGACCAAAUUUUCUUUACACACUUAAGUUAAUUUAAUUUUUGAGUAUAGUUAUACUUUCGCAUUCAUCUGACGUGGAUUUUUAAACUAAUAUUUUUUUUAAUGAUUUGUUUUUGAGUUAAAUUUAUUCGGUAUGUUACUAAUGUUCAAAAAAGUAACUUUUGUAAUAUUUGUGACGUCGGUUGUCUAGUUUAGUAUCUGUUAGCUAAUACACUUAGUUUUUUCCCUAAAAGUUAAAAUGAAUAAUAUCAAUAUAAGUGACCUCGAUUACCACUAUGAGUGUAGUAGUCAACAAGUGGAUCCCUAAUUAUCAUUUGAAAAAUAUAUCAAAAAUUAUGAACCCAUCCCGAAAACCUAACAGAAAUUGACCUUGCAUCAAGAAUGUCUCAUAGAUCACAAAUGGACCAGUGAACAGUUCAUGAUGAGCUGUUUUCUGAGGCAAAUUAGUGAUAGCUAAAGCACCGAAUUUUGAACCAUUAGGUUGUAGAUCAGAACCCCAGUCCAUCUAUUUUAAUUUAGGCAGCCAAUUUGUAUCACUCAUCUUCAUUCAAGGAAGCGUGUAUAAUGACUUUUUAGUUCAAAAAGAUCCCUUCAAAAUCUUUUGAUAUUUUUGCCAUUUAUCCAUCAUCUGAAACCAUCUUUGUUUUUCUUUUGUCAUAUUUGAAAUACACGAAAGUCGUUAAACAAAGUUGUUUUUAGAUAAAAUCGCCAUCAAUUUGUACCUUUGUAUACGUAUUACAAGGCUUAAUUCUGUGGGGAAAUGUGUACAGUGAAUAAUUAUGAUUGCAUAAUAAUAAGUAUUAUAUUAGACCAGAUAGCGUAAACAUUGCGUAAUUUGCAUUACGUGAAUAAGCACUUUUUAACGUAUGCUUCCUUUUUCUUUUUCCGGUUUGUCUAAUAGACUUUUUGGUAAUUAUGAUACCUAUUGCAACUCCAGUGGUUAUUUUGUAAAUUUUCGGAAUCAGUCUGUUACAUUUGAUGGGAUGGUUGUGUAAACCGUAAGAUCUUGAUAAGUGAUUACAACAUAUCCAUUUUGUUUUCUGCGAGAAAUCUGGUUGAAAAGUAAGCUUUUAAUCAAGUUCUAGUAAAUCAGUCCCUUUGUAUACUUACAGCAAACAAAUUUGAAUAUUCAGAAUUUGAAAUUAUUUUCAUAUACAAACACAAUUCUUUCAUUUGCCGACUUUUGUAUAAAAGCAAAUAGAUUCACGGUUUAAUUGCUGUUAUGACAACUAAAACUUCCGUAUGGCUUUGAAUGUCCUGUCUCGUUAGAAAGUGUUUUAUUUCUUUGUUCUUAGUAAGGUAGAGUGAUCCUUUAAAUGUUAGUAUUUUGUUUAAUAAAGGCUUCUUUACUUAUGUAAAUCUAAUGUUCUCUAUUUUCAUCCUAAAUAUUUUUCCAGGUUCACUUGCUCAAUGUACAUCAAUACUUGAAUACUGCAACCCUGUAUGUUAUACGUGCGCUUCAGAGAGAUAGUGGGAUAGAAAUAAAUGUGAAUUGUCUAAGUCCGGAUCCUAAUUCUGACGGGCAACUACGUUCAUUUAUUAGUCGAAAUUAUCUGGAACCUUAUGCCAGAAGGCUUGGAAUUUUUCUCAUUCCUCAUAAUUCACCUCUAGCUGAAAUGGGAGGUGUUUCAGGGGCUUAUGAAACAUGGAGAUCAUUAGUAAGUAGUAGCAUUAUUGAUGGUCGUUCAACAAGUGAUCUUUAUCUGAUGGCAGCAAGAGCGUUUGAUGAAGCUCAGAAUUUAAUUCAGAAAACUCUGUAUUUGAAGUCAGUAGGUGAAGAAAAGUUACUUAAGUUUACACAGUCUCCUAUUGUUCUACCCCUGUUCACUGAAAAGUUAGGGCCUCCUGACCAACUCAUCGAUCUUCAACAAUUAGCGAGACGUAAUUCCAUUGCUUGCCGUGUACUUGGUGUAUGUGAAGAUCGACGGCCAAUUGUACAUACAGCCAAUCCGUCCACAAUAAAUCCUAAAAUGUCUUUUUUAUGUUCGUCUAGUCCAGUUAAAUUGGACUACAAUUUUUUAGAAAGCAAGUGUUAUCCGCUUAUUCGUCUAGCUAGUCAAUCUAAAAAAUGUUAAUAAUAGUUAUGUUCACCUGUGAAUAUCUGUUUGGAUGUUAUGAAUUUGUUUAAAGACUGGGUGUUAAAAUGAUGUUUCUAAUUAAUUCUUUCUUUUAAUGUAAUAUUUUUUAGCAGAUGCAUGUAUUUUGUAUACGGACAUUUUUUGGAACUUAGAUCUUUUUCGUUCUUGUAUAAAUUAAUCAAAUAUCCUCCUAUCCUCCUGUAUAUCAGUGUCCUCGUACUUGUUGUAAUAUAUGAAUUCUAAGCAAAUAAUUAUGUACAUAAGUCGAAAAAUAAUGAACAUAUUUAUUGGAGAUAUCAUAUUUAUCUUUAAAUUCAUGAUAGUUUAAUGUAUUAAAUAUUUUGUUUUAGAUAAAUAAACUGCCUACAAUUUUAAAUCACGUAAAGACGUCAAAUAAUAGACGAAUUUCAAUCAAGAGACUAGUUCUAAAUAUAAGCUAAGAAUUAUAACCG